This is a messenger RNA of Brienomyrus brachyistius, 1521 nucleotides long. Its product is annotated as leptin-B-like. Bases 134 to 652 code for a protein of 172 amino acids. Gene Ontology annotation, biological process: signal transduction. The transcript has 3 exons. The record is from RefSeq and is a predicted model, not a curated record. NCBI's taxonomy places the organism in Eukaryota, Metazoa, Chordata, Actinopteri, Osteoglossiformes, Mormyridae. Gene Ontology annotation, cellular component: extracellular region. Gene Ontology annotation, molecular function: hormone activity.
GAACAUGGGCCAAUGUAGCAAUGAUUCACUGUCUGAUGAGUCAACAGCCUCGGCUAUAAAAAGGGCAACACUGAUGGUUGUCUUAGGAUGACAUAGACCUUAAGCCUACAGAGGGAGUAUACAGACCUGGAGAAUGAAAUCCUCCAUGACCCUCCUGUACUCCUCCAUACUGAUGCUACUUGCCACCAGUGUCAGCCGGCCACUGGCAGUGGACAUUGUGAAGAACCAGGUCAAGUUCAUGGCACAGACCACAGUGGUGAGGAUACAGAGACUAACGGAUGAGUUCAGAAUAUCUCCUAACAUGGUGUUCAGCGAUCUGGAGCUCAUCCCCGACAUGAGUCUUGAUAAGCCGAUUGAAGGUCUGGCCACCAUCAUGGACAGCCUGAACACCUUCCAGAUAAUUCUCCUCAACCUACAAAUGGAUGGAGUGAGCCAGGUCCACGCUGACCUUCUGAGUCUGCAGGGCAUCGUCAGGUCUCUUGCGCCACCAUUGAACUGCUCCUUGCCCAAGUUGAAAAGCAGCAAGCACCUGGAUGCCUUCCUGAAGACCAAUGCUGCCUUCCACGUCACCAUUACCAAUGUGGCUCUCGACAGACUGCAGAAGUUCCUCAAAAAGCUGAUCCUAGACCUGGACCAGCUAAAGACAUGCUGAUAAGAUGGGCUAUUGCUUAAAAUAUAUUUAACUUAUUUUAUAUGGGUUUUUAACAACACCAAAUGUCUCCCUAAAUAUUUAAGGUAUUUAUGAAUUUAAAUUCCUUUGUACUGUAAUUUUAAUACCUUCAUUUUGCACACAUGCACUGAUGGGAUUUUAUGCAACCUGGUAAUAGUUCUCAAGAAACGCAAUGAGCAGCGAAUGUAAUUUGAUACCUUUGUAGAAGCAGUAUUUUACCUGUGCAUUUUAUACUUGGUGAUGCUGCCAAUCAGGACGCUGCUCUCUUUGGGCUCUGUAGCUCCUGUAGUCCUCCUUUGCUCCUCUGUGGGCAUCAUUUCCUGGCAGACAAAUGCGCACAAGCACAGUGAAGUCAGAUUGCUUUUAGGGGAAUCUAAGUUUUGCAAUGCAAGUACUGCAAACAUAGUGCAGCUCUGAAUAAAUGAUGAUCUCCGUGAUCUCUUGAUGAAGUGGCCUUACAUUACACCAUUGCUAGAGGACAGCAGUCUCAGACAGCAGUCCAUGUGUCGGUCUCUGCUAUUGGAUGGCCCUCUCACACAGAAGUCCAUGUGUCGGUCUUUCCUAUAGGACAGCCCCUUCAAACAGCAGUCCGUGUGUCAGUCUCUGCUAUUGGACGGCCCUCUCAGACUGAAGUCUCUGUUACCUGAUUUUCACACAACUAUGUUACUCCUCUAGCAGCACGUUUGAGUAUGUCUACAAUGUGUAUGAAUGUUUAUUUACUGACAUUAUUUCAGCUUUUUUCUAUCAGGUCUUCUUUGUGUUUCAGUAUAAUGCAGUACAUUCCUCGUGGUUAUUUUCGAUUCUUCCUCAGUAAAUUCACUUUUAAUAAACUCCCAUUUGGCACAUUGAAA